AUGGCUCCAGCUACGCAAUUUGAACUCUCGCCGCCGCCGGGCGACGCCGUUUCCGCGGUCGCAUUUGCGCCGUCCGACUCCAGCAAACUCCUCGUGUCGUCGUGGGACAAGAAAGUAUACAGCUACAAUGUCGCCAGCGGCGGGUCGGAGGGCAGUCUGACCAACACGUAUGAGCACCGAGCUCCCGUUCUAGAUGUCUGCUUUGGAGCGAAUGAUAAUGAAGCCUUCACGGCAGGCAUGGACUGGACUGUUAGCAGAUUGGACUUGGAAACUGGAGAUAUAACACCCCUGAGUAAACAUGCUGCGCCCGUUCGCCGCGUCGUGUUCAGCAAGGAUCACAAUAUCCUUGUCUCUGCCUCAUGGGAUAGUACUCUCACUUUACACGAUCUCUCCUCCACCAGCGCUCCAAUCCGCAUUCCGCUCCCCGCCAAGCCACACGCUAUAUCCUCCAGUCCAACCAAGAUCGUCGUCGCCAUGACGGGCCGCAUCAUUCACAUCUACGACCUCAACGCCAUCACGAAGCUCUUCGCCUCGGGCGGCACUGAGCUGAAACCUUGGCAAACACGAGAAUCAUCACUUCGAUACCUAACGCGUGCUGUGGCAUGUAUGCCCAAUGACGCAGGGUAUGCGACGUCCAGCAUCGAGGGCCGUGUAGCCGUGGAGUGGUUUGAGGAUACGGCAGAGUCGCAAGCUCGAAAGUAUGCGUUCAAGUGUCAUAGACAACCAGCACCGGACGGUGAUGGUGAUGUUGUCUACCCUGUCAAUGCGCUGACAUUCCACCCUGUUCAUGGGACAUUUGCUUCAGGAGGCGGAGAUGGAACUGUUGCGCUGUGGGAUGCCGAGGCCAAGAGGCGAUUAAAGCAGUAUCAAAAGUUUUCGAAUGGCGUUGCGGCGCUAGCAUUUUCUAAUGAUGGUAAAUACCUAGCUGUUGGAGUGUGUCCUGGGUUCGAGACUGGCCAGGAGGACUACACAGGCGCUGGUGCUACGUCUGUUUUAAUCAGGGAACUUGGUGAGAAUGAAGCAAAGGGCAAAGGUGCAAAGUAA
Molecule: messenger RNA, 1044 nt
Organism: Metarhizium brunneum ARSEF 3297
Lineage: Eukaryota; Fungi; Ascomycota; Sordariomycetes; Hypocreales; Clavicipitaceae
Source: RefSeq, a predicted model, not a curated record